UUAAGUAAGGCUUUGUUUCCCACAGAGGUUGUUACUUGGUUAAAAGUGGCUACUAAAGUUGUAGAAACCCCUUCAAACAUUUCCUGGAACAGGCAAUCUGAUUAAAGGCAAUCAAGGAAUCGUGAGACAUCCUGUGUUCUCAUGAUGUUAAAGCAUUAUGAGAACACAGGAUGUCAAAAAAUUGAGAAACCACACUGAGCCUGAUGAGCUGAUAAAGACAUAUAUGUCAAGAAACAGUCAGUGGGGAAGAGACAGUGACCAGGGGGCCAUGGAUCGCGUCCUGGUCGUGUUUGUGCUGCUCUGGAGCUCAGGUCUCCAGAUAGAAGAAAGUGAUCUUUUCAAAGAGCACAGGCUGGUGAACAGACCCAGCAGGUGUUCUGCUAAGCUCCAGGUGUAUGAUACUCAUAACGUGGACCUGGAUUUCGCACACAAGGUCUGUAGAAGUCUGGACUGUGGUUCUGUGGUUCGGACUUCCUUGGAUCUAUGGGGACCUCUGCCGAUCAUUUGGAAUUAUACUCGAAGUGGGAUGAGACAUUUUAGAAAAAAAAGGUCACCGUUGCUAACAAAACAUUUGGACAUCAUCUGCUCAGACUCUGUCAGGCUGGUGGAUGGGACUAGUCUGUGUUCAGGGAGACUGGAGCUGAAGUCUAAGUCUUGGUCCUCAGUGUGUGAAGCUGACUUUGACCAGCAGGAUGCAGAGGUGGUCUGUAGGGAGCUCGGCUGUGGACCUCCUUCAGUCCUCCAGGGAGAACUCAAUGGGGAAGCAGAGGCUCCAACAUGGACCAAAGAGUUCCAGUGUGGAGGCAACGAGUCUGCUCUCCUGGACUGUAAGAGCUCAGACUCAGUUCAAACCUCCUGUCCAUCUGGACAAGCUGUCCGACUCACCUGCUCAGAGCCCGAUAUCGUCCGACUGGUGGGAGGAUCCAGUCGGUGUGCUGGUGUCCUGGAGGUGAAACAACAAGGAGAGUGGAGGACAGUGGAUGAACAUACAGCUCACUGGAAUCUAGAGACAGCAGAUGUAGUUUGUCGUGCAUUAAACUGCGGCUCUGCUGUUUCAACCAGGAGGAAAAAACAGGACUACGCCUAUUACAAAUGGACGAUCAGAUCGACUUGUCUUCUGUCCGGGUCUGCAUUUAGGGAGUGUGUAUAUACAAUGAGGGAACAAUCCACUUCCAACCUGGAGGUCAUUUGCUCAGACUCUGUCCGGCUCGUGAAUGGGUCGAGUUCUUGUUCAGGCAGACUGGAGGUCAAGUCUGACCAGUCUGACCAGCGCUGGUCCUCAGUGUGUGAAGCUGACUUUGACCAGCAGGAUGCAGAGGUGGUCUGUAGGGAGCUCGGCUGUGGACCUCCUUCAGUCCUCCAGGGAGAACUCAAUGGGGAAGCGGAGGCUCCAACGUGGACCAAAGAGUUCCAGUGUGGAGGCAACGAGUCUGCUCUCCUGGACUGUAAGAGCUCAGACUCAGUUCAAACCUCCUGUCCAUCUGGACAAGCUGUCCGACUCACCUGCUCAGAGCCCGAUAUCGUCCGACUGGUGGGAGGAUCCAGUCGGUGUGCUGGUGUCCUGGAGGUGAAACAACAAGGAGAGUGGAGGACAGUGGAUGAACAUACAGCUCACUGGAAUCUAGAGACAGCAGAUGUAGUUUGUCGUGCAUUAAACUGCGGCUCUGCUGUUUCAACUGGGCGGAGGAAUAAACAGGAUGACGCCUAUUACAAAUGGUCGAUCAGAUCGACUUGUCUUCUGUCCGGGUCUGCAUUUAGGCAGUGUGUAUAUACGAAGGUUGUCUUUUCCACUUUCAACCUGGAGGUCAUUUGCUCAGAUUUGCUGCUUCCAGCAUUCAUCUCCUCCACCCACACUGACGGGGUUUCUGAGGCCACGCAGCAGGGGUUUCAGGUGCUCCUGGGCUCCGACUUCACCAUCACCUGCUUCAUCCAACCACAGUAUCCAGGAGGUUCCUUCCAGCUUAUGUUCACCACCUCGGCUACAUCACAGAACUACACCCAGCCAGCUGUCAAUCACUCGGCUCAUUUCCUGUUCUCUGCUGCAAGCCACGCCCACCAAGGAGAGUACCGCUGUGUUUAUCACGUCUACGUAUUCUCCCAUAACUUCUCUUCUGAGAGCCGGACACUCGCUGUCACCGUGUCAGCUUCUUUAAUAGAGCUGCUCAUCAGACUGGUGGUCCUGGUCCUGGUCCUGGUUCUGAUUGUGGGGUCCAGUGCUGCUGUGCUUUACUACUACAAGGCCACCAGGGGGCAGCCACCAAAACAAGAGGACAACAUGGAGCUGGAUUACCUCGGUGGUGCUGAAGACUGUCCAGGUGAAGAGGCAGGAGCCCGGGGGACGGAUUAGGAUCCCCGAGGUCCACGACCAGAUGAAGCACUCCCAACAACAACAGUCAAAUCAUCAUGUGCCUCCACAAAAACAUGCUAAAUUGAAUUUUAAACAAUUUGAAGAGAAAAUUAACUCCAGAAUUAUCUGUAUAUAUGUGUGCUUUUCUUAUUAUACUCUUAUUCUUUUAAUUCAUGAUAAAACGUAUUGUCACGGCAAACAAAGUGUUUGUUUCAGGUCUAACUUGUUGAUACUCUUAUCCUUUUAAUUCCUGCACUGAUGUUUCAAAUUAAAAGCCUGUGGUUACUCCUGUCUGAACAGAAAUAUCCAGAAAACUGCAACAUUUACUGGAAAUAUGGACGAAUACGAAGUGUUAAAGUUCUUAUUGUGAUCGAGAAAAGAAGAUUAAUUUACCAGAUUUGAGCAAAUUGCCCAUUUCUGUUUGUGAUUAUGUUUCCUUUCAUUUGAUUCCUGAUGCUGU
Larimichthys crocea (large yellow croaker) is the source of this 2807-nucleotide messenger RNA. Its product is annotated as scavenger receptor cysteine-rich type 1 protein M130-like. The record is from RefSeq and is a predicted model, not a curated record. The transcript has 11 exons. Gene Ontology annotation, molecular function: serine-type endopeptidase activity. Gene Ontology annotation, cellular component: plasma membrane. The coding region runs from base 158 to 2347 and encodes 729 amino acids. Gene Ontology annotation, biological process: zymogen activation. NCBI's taxonomy places the organism in Eukaryota, Metazoa, Chordata, Actinopteri, Sciaenidae.